Molecule: messenger RNA, 1469 nt
Organism: Schistosoma haematobium
Lineage: Eukaryota; Metazoa; Platyhelminthes; Trematoda; Strigeidida; Schistosomatidae
Product: putative tRNA (cytidine(32)/guanosine(34)-2'-O)-methyltransferase
Exons: 5
Coding region: 1006-1407 (133 amino acids)
Biological process (GO): tRNA methylation; cytoplasmic translation
Cellular component (GO): cytoplasm
Molecular function (GO): tRNA methyltransferase activity
Source: RefSeq, a predicted model, not a curated record
ACAUCAGUGAACGAUAUCAUUGAAGCGUUGCCGACACUGCGUCGUCAAUCUUUGGUCCCAAUUGGAAUAUCCCCUUAAUCUCACGCUUGUUUUACUUCAGAUUGUUGUCGAUUUCUCUCCUUAUAAAGUAGAAGCCAUCAAUAAUGGGGAAGUCUUCACGCGAUAAACGUGAUAUUUACUAUAGAUUAGCUAAAGAAGAGGGUUGGAGAGCACGUAGUGCCUAUAAGCUGCUACAAAUUGAUGAUGGGUAUGGAAUUUUUUCUCCUGAAAAUGCUCCUUUAGAACGAGUGGUUGAUUUGUGUGCUGCACCUGGUAGCUGGUCACAAGUAUUAUCAAAACGUUUAUGGGAAUCGAAAUCCCCAGAGGAUCAAAAAUCUGUGAAAAUCGUUGCCGUGGAUCUACAGGCUAUGGCCCCAAUACCAGGAGUUAUUCAAAUUCAAGGCGAUAUUACUAGUCAGGAUACGGCUCAACAGAUUAUAAGACAUUUUGACGGCAAGUUAGCUCAACUUGUUGUUUGUGAUGGUGCUCCAGAUGGUAAGUGAGUUUGAGCUUUUCAAGCUAAUAAUUUUCUAUUUGUAAAUUAUGUGUAAGUUUUGACUUCUGUCCGUUUAAACUUUUGGUAUAAAUAUAUGCCACUUUGUAUUAGGUUUAUUUUUUGACUCUUUGUGUUCUACUGCCAAUUUUUAUUGAGUAGUGUACUUUUAUCUUAAAAUCCUUACUCCACGUAUUAAUGGUCUUGCUAACAUUUUUCUUAUUAUUUUUGUAGUGACAGGUCUACAUGAUUUGGAUGAAUAUGUUCAGUCGCAUCUUAUCUUAGCUGCUAUAACUAUCUGUUCAAGAGUUCUUGAGCUUGGUGGUACAUUUGUUGCUAAGGUUUUUCGUGGACGAGAUUCUGGUUUACUAGGUUCCCAACUCCGACUUUUGUUUUCGGGUGAAGUUAGUUUUGCAAAACCAAGAGCUAGUCGGAACUCUAGUUUAGAGUCCUUUGUUGUAUGUCGUGGAUUUAUGGGUCCUCGUUUACGGACAGAUUUGAAACCAUCCACAUCUUUUGAGAAUCAUUCAAGCAACGAUAAUUUGCUAUUAUUAUGGUACGACAAGGAUAACUUUGAAGACGUUAAUUCUUCUCAACAAGCUCUAUUACCAUUCAUGGCGUGUGGAGAUUUGAGAGGUUUUGACCCAGAUGUCACGUAUACUUUAGACCCUGAUCAUAUAGUCAAGCCACCAGUACAAGUUCCUGUAGAUCCUGCUUAUUCCGAAGUUUGCCGAUUCAGUCGCUUAAAUCAAUCAAAUACUUCAAAAUUUCAAUCUUUGGAAAAGAAUAAUGAAAUUGAUAAUAAUGAUGAUAUUUCUAGAUUUACAGAACUUAUGGAAAAGUUGUCUUUCGAUCCAAGAGAAGAUCAUUUAUGAUGUUUGAUUUUUAUGGACAAAACUAUUUUAUUCUAUAAACAAAUAAAUGUAUUACAUUUAUC